This is a messenger RNA of Mizuhopecten yessoensis (Yesso scallop), 841 nucleotides long. Its product is annotated as transmembrane protein 70 homolog, mitochondrial-like. NCBI's taxonomy places the organism in Eukaryota, Metazoa, Mollusca, Bivalvia, Pectinida, Pectinidae. The transcript has 2 exons. Bases 26 to 787 code for a protein of 253 amino acids. Gene Ontology annotation, cellular component: mitochondrial membrane. The record is from RefSeq and is a predicted model, not a curated record. Gene Ontology annotation, biological process: mitochondrial proton-transporting ATP synthase complex assembly.
AAUAUUGAAGAGUUCUUAUCACAUCAUGGCGACAUCAGGAGUGUUUUGUAGCAUUUCUCGCCCAAUUUGGCAUCGUUUUAGACAGGCAGCAUGUUCACGACUGACAAUAAAGCAUCAGACACAACGUCUCCUACAUACAAGGCACAUGGUACCAUAUUCAGCCCUAACAACACAACGUAUUCCUACAAAUAGCCGCGCCUUUACCAUCCAGUCACGGAGUAUGAGCACGGACAAUACUCCUAUCCCUGGCUCACAACCCAACAGUCCUGUUCAAGGAUUACCACUAGUAGAUGCAGUGAAAGGCAAUCUUGUGUAUUAUGGGCCCAUCACCAAAAAUAUUAAAAUUGUAAAGUAUUUCUCCAUUACGACAAGUGGAAUAUUUCUAUCGAUGUUCCCCUUUGUUUUACCCGAUGUCGCGAAGUUACCUGCAGUGCUACAGUUCAUGUUAGGGGGAGUCGUGGGUGCUUUUACAUUCUUAACCCCUGUGAUGAUACAUGUGUUAACCAAACGCUACGUGACAGACUUGUACUAUAAUGAGGACUCAAACACCUUCACAGCAACAACAUUGUCCGUCUUUUGUCGCCGGAAAGCGACAGUGUUUACACCAGAGGAUGUCACACUUCCUAGCGUGGCAUCACUUUUCUGUGUCAUUAAAGUGAAAGGAAAACCAAUGUUUGUGGACCCGUCUCUGUUCAGAAGUAGAACUGCUUACAUUAAACUCAUGGGCUUUGAUAAACCAAUGGACUUCAGUGAUAUAGAAGGCUUUGAUAAAGAGAAGGAAGAUUAAAACAAAGACCUACAUAUUUAUAAAAAUAAAGCAGAAGUGAUGCAAAUGCUAUAA